This is a messenger RNA of Aspergillus steynii IBT 23096, 1318 nucleotides long. Its product is annotated as YoaK family protein. The transcript is spliced from 2 exons. The coding region runs from base 254 to 1225 and encodes 323 amino acids. The record is from RefSeq and is a predicted model, not a curated record. NCBI's taxonomy places the organism in Eukaryota, Fungi, Ascomycota, Eurotiomycetes, Eurotiales, Aspergillaceae.
CCGUCAUGCCGCGGGUGUGAUAGUUGGGCUGAUGGCGACAGGAUUCGUCUUGGCAUGUCUUUCUAUCGUUCCUUGGUGUGGAGAGGAUGGUUUGGGUCGGUGAUAUAAACCUGCAGCCCUGUCCUCGAGCAGAGCAGAUCUUCCCUCUUGCCCAAGCAUUCAGACGAAUCCUGUCUCUUGAAUCCAAAGGCCCAAUUGGACCUCUAUACUUCGCAACAUAGUAUCCGAUCUUACGUGCAUCUUCAAGCAAACCAUGCGGCAUCCUCCCACUCCCUCCGAAGACAUACAGCCGGCUGCGCCUCCCAGUAACCAGAUCAUCGACUGGGACAUGCCGGCCGGUCACAAUCCGUCUCUGUCCCGUGUGGACGAUGGAUCGAAAGACCCGACCGGCUUCUAUUCGGUAGGAGGCAGCACAACCGUUUCCCUCUCCGGCAACCAAGGCAUCUACUAUGAUGAUACCACCUUGCUUUCGACCUUCUCCCGACACUUCCGCACUGAGAUUGAUCCCGCACAUACCGAUGUGAUUCUGGUCAUCUGCGGCUUUGUCAGUGGCCUGGUCGACGGAUUGUCUUUCAACGCAUGGGGCAGUUUCGCCAGCAUGCAGACAGGAAACACCGUCUUCAUUGCCCUCGGCGCCUCCGGGCAGCCCGCAUACCCAGCCUACCUGUGGGCCAAAUCACUCAUCGCCCUGACGACCUUCAUCGCCAGCAACAUCAUCUUCAUCCACGUCUCGCGGCUAAUCAACCCGCGCCGGCGCUCGACCUUGAUCCUCUCCUUCGGCGUGCAAACAGCCUGCAUCCUCGCCGCCGCCAUCCUCGUCCAGCUCAAAGUGGUCAGCCCCAAGCCCGAAGACCCUCGCUCCCCGAUCGAAUGGAUGCAGGUGCUGCCCAUCUCGCUGCUCGCCUUCCAAGCGGGCGGCCAGAUCUGCGCCUCCCGCAUCCUCGCCUUCGACGAGAUCCCCACCGUCGUGCUCACGACGCUGCUGUGUGAUCUGCUCGUCGACCCGAAGCUCACCUCCCGUGGCUGGCGGUCCAACCCGAAGCGGAACCGCCGGGUCGGCGCCUUCUUGGCUCUGUUCCUGGGUGCCAUGACGGCGGGUGGCUUGUCUAAGGUGACCGAGAUGUCGGCGAGUUUGUGGCUAGCGAUGGGGUUGAAGUUGGCGAUUACGCUUGGGUGGGUGGUGUGGAGGGGGGAUCGUGCGAGGAAAGAAGACAUCGAGGGGUGAAUGAGUCUCAACUUUAUCUACUACCCUCUUCAUAUUUUCUUCUAUUUUCUUUUGUUCUUUACUUGUGUUUGAUUUGAUGACUGCAUGAAUCAG